UUAAAAGAAAAUAAUUAACUUGAGAAGAAAGUAUGGAAUGUGUUAAAGAGUCUUGCAGUGACUCCACUUGGAUCUCUCUUACUUACUCCAUUAUCUCCCUCUUCUCUCUCAUCUCAUUAAAAUAGGAAUAGAAAUGGAGAGCUCAACAUCUUUAGCCAUCGUUCUUCAUCAGUCUUCCAAUCAUGACGAACUUUCCAUGCAGCAGACUCUUCAAUUCUCACAAACUCUCAAGGAUUUAAAGAACUUGCGGAAACAGUUAUACUCAGCUGCUGAGUACUUCGAAACAUCUUAUGGCAAAGAAGAACACAAAGAAACGGUGAUAGAGACGUUGAAAGAAUAUGCAGCCAAGGCAGUAGUGAACACAGUUGACCAUCUCGGUUCUGUCUCUGAUAAAUUCAACUCUUUUCUCUCUGAUAACUCAGCCCAUUUUUCCACCACUCGUCUUCGUUUAUCUUCUCUCGAACAAAGGAUGAAACUAUGCAGAGAGUACAUGGGAAAGAGUGGGAGUUCUCAGCAUCGCUUUCAAGUUCAAUCUCCUCACCAUCAUAACCGUUAUUUCUUCCCUCAAGAACAUGGAAGAGGCACAAGUUUCGCUGCAGGAGAUGACUCACAUCGGUUCAAGAGUGCUGUUCGAUCAACAAUACUAGAAAACCACCCAAAUACUGCAAGGAAAACCAGCAAGACAGGAAGCUUCUCCUUUUUGCACAACAACAUCAGCAACAUAACACCAAGUAAAAUAACAAAGUCUCCUAUGAGAUUUCCUCUCAUGCGUUCAGGAUCUCUACUAAAACGUUCAAGCUCCCCAAGUCAGCCAAGACUACUGGCGUUACCGGAACCACAAAGAGCGAUAUCUAUGUCGACAAGUAGAGAGAUAGUGGAGAUAAAGCAAAAAUCUACAUUGAGAAAGGGGAAGAAGAGUCUGAUGCUGAAGGCAUUGAUGAGUAUGAGCAGCAAGUCCAGAAACUAAAUAAAUCUUGUAUUUUUACGUUAAUAUGUACAAAAUUAAUAUGUGAAAUAUGAAGAGAGAAGAAAUAGUGCUCACCCACCAUCGGUCUUUAGUGGAAAAUGGUGUGAUCAAGAGCUCUAUAUUCACUUCUUUCUACGCACUCUCCAGCUUUGACUUUAGACUAUAGAGUCAAUCAUUACUUUUUUGUAAUUGUCUGUGCACUUCACUGCAUCAAAUUUGUUUUAUCCUU
Molecule: messenger RNA, 1196 nt
Organism: Brassica napus (rape)
Lineage: Eukaryota; Viridiplantae; Streptophyta; Magnoliopsida; Brassicales; Brassicaceae
Product: protein ABIL4-like
Exons: 8
Coding region: 134-967 (277 amino acids)
Source: RefSeq, a predicted model, not a curated record